Molecule: messenger RNA, 6021 nt
Organism: Cottoperca gobio
Lineage: Eukaryota; Metazoa; Chordata; Actinopteri; Perciformes; Bovichtidae
Product: BTB/POZ domain-containing protein KCTD1-like
Exons: 5
Coding region: 1538-3925 (795 amino acids)
Biological process (GO): negative regulation of DNA-templated transcription; protein homooligomerization
Cellular component (GO): nucleus
Molecular function (GO): transcription corepressor activity; transcription factor binding
Source: RefSeq, a predicted model, not a curated record
AUUGUGGCCUCCAAGUUUCCAUUAAGUGCAGGGCAAACAGCAUAUGUAUACUUUGGCAGCCUUAUUAUUCAAGGAUAAUUUAUUGUGCUCUGCAACACAGGGUUGCAGAUGUAGAUUAGUGCAUUUAUGCAACAGAAGAAAAACAUGACUAAACUAAACAGUUCAGACUUCGUGUAGUGCCGUUUUUUUAAUUUGCAUCUGGAGGAAUGUAAACAGCAGCAACAGUGAAUGGUGAAUUAUAUGGUCAGAUAAUAUGGCUGGCAUCUUAACAUUUAAAAAUCAACAUCAGGGAAACAUUGUCAAUAGACAAUAUGCUAUAUGCUAGACUGUAUAUGUCCAGAAACCAGUAGUCCUCCUGUUGAUUCAUUCAUAAUAGAAAAUUAUGUUUUUAAAAGAUUUGAUAUGUCAAGGCCACACUAUUGCAUAAUAAUGCAGGGGCCUCUGUAGUUGAUAUGAUUGACUGUAGUGGUGCAGUUAACUAAUCUGCUAAAAAGUUACUAACACACAGUGAACCUCUUUACCCUGUUGGGGCUAAUCUAACCUUGCUUCCACAGUGUGUGCUCCCAACCCCAGCGCUGAGAAACUCUGACCUUGGAUGUCAUUGAUAUGUGUUGUUGUGCUCUUCUAUAUAUUCCUCUAUUUUUCACAUUUCUUAUGUAUUUCCUUGCAUGGGAUUUCCAAGUGCAAAGACUGUAGUUCAUAAAGAUCCUUCUGAAUUAGGACAAAUCUAUCACAGUAUGUGCAUUUCUUCAUCUUAUUGUUUUGGUGGUUUUAAAAAGUAUGCAUGUGGAUAGCUCUUAAAUGUGUUCUAGUUGUAGUUCUACUAUUUAUUUAGUUAUAGUCAUCAGAAUGCACCACAAGUCCCAAACUGAAUACACAUACAGUAUGUACCCUCACAAACACGAGCCAACACCAUGCAUAUUUAACUUGUUCAAAACAGACAAAUACCUAAAUAGACAUAAUAUAUAUAGUAUAAUCUGCAGCAUACACAUACAGGAGCAAUCCACGUGUAUGCAUUCUAUAACUAUUAAAACAAGGUGAACACUGUCACUAGAUAUGUCAUAAUGAUAUUAAAACAGUGUGUGCAUGUGUAUGAAGCUUUGAUUUGAUAUUCUCAAUCAGUGAUGGCUGCAUGUACUCUUCCUCUCCUUUGCAUCCCUGAUUAAUACGAGUUGAGGUAAUAGAUGGCAAAUUUACCUAAACGGUUUCCUAGUUUACUUGCAGAAUGGAUUCAUAUCAUCUCUUUUUUGUAUCAAACUGUCAGUUUGGCUCGUGGUAAUAAUGGAGGUCACACUCCUGCAGUCCUGUUAUUCACCACUUUACACAGUAUUCAUGCUGCUGGUCCAAUAUGCAGUCCAAUACUGCAGCCUUUUUGACAGGGAGCGCGCUUCCAAAUUUACCCUCCCGCUGCGCUCGCUCCCCGUGCCUUAAAAAACCGCGUGCGCGGCUGAAGGUCACUUAAACACAAAAGGCUUUCAGCGCUGCGGUCCAAUAUAGCGCAUGCGCGCUGCCGGAGGACUGCUUCACAGACCGCAAUAUGGCGAGAAUGCCUGCCAGCGGAGACACAGAGCAGGAGCAGAUGAGCUACCCGGAGAGGAGCAGGGAUGAAGAUAAUGAGGAGGAGGAUGAAGAUGAGAUCCAGGAGGUCCAGAUCACUGGGGAGGAAGAGGACGAGGAGUCCGACAGAGAUAGUGUGGAGCUGGAGUGGGAGUCAGAGAACGCAGUGCUGUUGGACUCCAGCGGUUCCACAGAGAUACAAGCGGUCGUUAUGAGGAGUAUGGACCGAGGAGAGGAGGAGGGAGAGGCGGAUCCUAUGAGCAGCAGCAUGCCCGCUGGGCUGGAGUCUCACCUGGACGGAGAUAUUCAGCGAUCAGAGGGGAACAGGCUGAGUGAGAAUACGCGCCUGGCGACCCGGUAUGCGGUGAGGAUCUUCAGGGAGUACCUCAGUGAGAAAGCCCAAAGUCCAGACUUUGAAACUCUGGACAAGGAGGCGCUCUGCGCGGUGCUGCGCUCCUUUUACGCGGAGGCCCGCUCUAAAAGUGGACAGCUGUACAGCAAGUCGUCCCUCAUCAGCAUCCGGAGCUCACUGAAUCGAUACCUGAACGAGCCGCCUUACUGCCGCACCUUGGACCUCACCAAGGACCCCGAACUGCGCAGUGCCAAUCUGACCCUGGCCGCGGUGAUACGGAGGCUGGAGGAGCAAGGCGCCGGUCCGGUGGUGCAGAAACAAGCCAUCACGCGCUCGGACCUUCGGAAACUGUAUGAGUCCUCUGUGUUCAACACCGACACACCUUUCGGGCUGCUCAACAAAGUCUGGUUUGAGACCUGUAUGUAUUUCUGCACCCGGGGCCGGGAGAACCAGCGGGAGCUAGAGGAGGACUCGUUCGGUCUGGUGGUGGAUGAGGACGGGAGAAAGUUUGUAUAUUUUAAAGCUCUCGGACCGUACCACAAGUCCCGCUCCGCCGCCUGGACAAAGAAGCGUCCGGACGCAGACGAGGAUACUUUGCCACGGAUGUACGAGACGGGCUCAGAGCAGUGUCCAUACGCCAGCUUCGUCCGGUACGUGUCGAAACGGAAUCCGCUGUGCAGGGCGUUCUUCCAGCGGCCCCGGGACCACUGCUGCGCGAGUGACAUGACGUGGUACGAGAACAAAGCUAUCGGUAAGAACCUGUUGGGCACGAGGAUGCAGAUGUUGUCGCGCGCUGCCAAGCUCUCCAAGACCUACACCAACCACUGCAUCGGUGCCGUCUCCAUAGCAACGCUAAACAGCAUCGUGGGCGUCGCGGGCUCGAGGCCGACGAAGACGCUUUACGUUGCCUCGGAGACGGUUAACGGUCACACGCAUUCCCACCUCCAGCUAGUGAUCCCGUACCUCCGCCAGGUCACCGACGUUGCAGAUGUGAAGCCGCAGCGUGCGACGGCAACAACAACAAUAAACGUAUCAACAACAACAACGGAUAGGGUCAGUGAGGACGACCCGGCUCCUUACGCCAAGAGGUUGUGCGUGCGCCCCGGGACACGCGUGGAGUCGCCUGUGGAGCGGAACGAGAGCGGGCCGGUGCCCUCGAGAGCCAUGGAGUCCCAUAUUCACACACAGCCCGGUGUGCGGUCCCCGGUCGCUGUGCCCACACAGGACAGCUGUGGCAGCAGCAGCAGUAUGUCCAGUCAGCAGCUGCUCUCUGUGUCUCCUGUGGGCUCCGCCGGCAUCCCCACACCAGCCCAGCUCACCAAAACCAACGCACCCGUCCACAUCGAUGUGGGAGGACACAUGUACACCAGCAGCCUGGCCACCCUUACAAAGUACCCUGAGACACGGAUCGGUCGUCUGUUUUCUGGAACAGAGCCCAUAGUGUUGGACAGCCUGAAGCAGCACUACUUCAUUGAUCGAGAUGGCCCCAUGUUCCGCUACAUACUUAACUUUCUCCGGACCUCAAAACUCCUCAUCCCUGAUGACUUCAAAGAAUACUCCCUGCUGUAUGAAGAGGCCAGUUUCUUCCAGCUGACUCCUCUGCAGGCUGAGCUGGAGCGCUGGAGGACUGAGCAGGAAUGUGGGGGUGUGUGUCUGCAGUGUGAGUGUGUCGUGAUUCAUGUAGCUCCGGAGCUUGGUGAGAGGAUCAGCGUGAGCGCCCACCGGGCCAUGAUCGAGGAGGUUUUUCCUGAGGUCAGAGACGUCAUGUCUAAUUCCCUGAACACCAGCUGGAACCAGGACUCCACACACAUCGUUCGCUACCCGCUCAACGGCUACUGCCAACUCAACUCUGUCCAGGUGUUGGAGAGGUUACAGCAGAGAGGGUUCUGGAUCACAGGUUCAUGUGGCGGUGGAGUGGACACUUCCCAAUUUAGUGAAUACAUUCUACGAAGAGAAGGCCGAGGCAGCCAACACCCCCCCACCCUCAUCCGAAUAAAGCAAGAGCUCAUGGACUGAACUCACAGAAGCCCCCAUUUUUUCACACAUUUCCGCAACUGUUUCUCAAAGCGACAACCGAUUCACUUCAGCAUGAAAGAAGUCAACAGAGCAAACAUCAAUAGCAUAUCUUACGACGCACUAAAAUAUGGUACAUUGACUGUGAUGUUAGUCUUCUUUAAAACGUUACUUACAGUUGUCCCAUAAAUGACAGAUAGUAGUAUUACAGUAAAAAAAAAAACUAGCAUUAGCAUUUCUAUUGAAAUAAAUUGGAGGCUAGUACUUAGGGAUAUGGAGUAUACCGGUAGAUAAAAUAUUUUAUCAUGGUACAUGUCAUUUUAUAUUGCGAUAUAGUAUAUUUGCUGGAAUUUUAAUUGAAAAAACCCUUAAUAGAUAACAUAACCAGAUAAUCAUGUCUUUCUGUAAUCCAUUGAAUUAAAUACCUGAAGUCAGGGUACUGCAUCACAUUGAUGCAAAUAUUCUGUAAAUCAAUACAGUCCUGCUCUGUGAUUUCCAACACUGUCUACAUUUUCCGAAAACCCCCACAGAUAAUAAAGGGACACCUACUAAAGUAUUAUUCGUAUGGCAAAAAUAGAAAACAGACAUAUUUCUGCUGUUUAAUGAUACUGUCAUAUUGUCCAACCCUAUUACUCUCCUCCAUGGUCUCAGACCACAUGCUGAGGCUGGAAAAUAUACACAUAUAAAAUACAUGCACUUUCACAUCAUGUGGAUAUUAACUGAAUGGUGCAAAAACACAAAUGGACUCCUCAAGCUAUUAUUGGGAAGUGGCAGCUCAUACUCUGAUUGCAUGGUUUUUACAAGGGUAUAUACAGUCUAACGGUUAUAAAGGUACAGUAUUUUAAAAUGACAUCUGGAUACUGAUACAUUUUGUUAUGUAUGUGUAAGAAUGUCCCCUCAAGAAACCUUGAACCUUGAACCUAUUAUUUUGUGAAUUAAAAAAGCCCUGCCUUGAUUCUGAUAAUGGAUUUUUCUUAAACUGUCCCCCCAUGACAAAAGAUCACAUAAAUAAUUUGUUCAAAUGCCAAAAAUGUACGUCUACAUUUGAUGGACAAAGACCUCCAGUGGCCUGUGAUUUAAGACUCAAAACUGCCAGGAACAAAGAAGGGAGUAGCAUGACGUUAUUAUCCUGCUAAUGGGGACACAUUUAGUUUUAGAAGACAAUGACAAAAUGACAGUUUAGAAAACCUGUCGACUUUUCAACAGCAAAUGUACAUUUUACAUGAGAUGGUGCCACUGCACCCAGAGAGCACAUACGCUAACUUUGCUCAGACUGCUCAGCAUCUCUUUUAACGUGCAGGCUGGUCUACAAAUACCAUAUUAAAAACAAUAUUUUUUCCAGCCAAGGCUAGUAGUUACUAUAUACUGUAUAUGUUCAGUGCAACUGUGUAUGAAUUGUGAGGUAUGAGCCUUUUUUGCAUGUACUGUUGCAUUGUUUUGUACUAUUUGCAGAGACCAUCAGUUACUUUAACCUGGAGGGAAUCUAAAAUAUUUGCAUUUGGUAAAGUACACAUUUAGAGCACAAGCACAGAACUGGCUGUGAAAAGAAACCUUAUUUAUUUUAACCUUUAGUUUAUUUGUGGCAUGCAAUGUCUUUGUUGUACAUUUUCUCUCUUCCUUCUGCUUUGGAAAAUAGAGGCAGAAGAAGAAUCUUUACAGGGGUUAAGAACAGCAACCCAAGCCAGCUAUGUUAAUUUAUAUAUCAUGUUUUCUCUGUUUUGCAUAAUUAUUGUGAGAUAAUUUUAUCAUGAUUUAACAAGAAUAAUAUGUGAUGAUGUUCAAAGACCAGGCACAUCUGCAAAGCUUCCUUAUGCUCAGCAGUCUGGACAGAUCAUUUGCUUUCUUGCCAAGAGUUAAGAGAAGAUCGAUAUUAAUCUCGUGUCUGUAUGCUAAACAUGAAGCUUUCUGUACACAUUAGACAAAUAGCAUAUUACCAAGGCCGUACUGAUAAAUGAUUUGAUCACAUGGAUAUGAUCGGUUUAUGUGAAACAUGGCUGACAAAAAUGUUUUCUUACCAUUAAAUGAAGCUUCCCCACUUGACUCACUUACGGCCAUGUUGCUCGGGCUGCUAAACAAGGUUGAGGGGGUGCUAUAAUCUA